Messenger RNA from Vigna unguiculata (cowpea), 1100 nucleotides. RefSeq lists its product as uncharacterized. NCBI's taxonomy places the organism in Eukaryota, Viridiplantae, Streptophyta, Magnoliopsida, Fabales, Fabaceae. Gene Ontology annotation, molecular function: calcium channel activity. The record is from RefSeq and is a predicted model, not a curated record. Gene Ontology annotation, cellular component: endoplasmic reticulum membrane; cytoplasm. Gene Ontology annotation, biological process: endoplasmic reticulum calcium ion homeostasis.
AAUUGGGUAUACACCCAGUGACCUCUGAGAGUGACAUUAUAAUUUAAUUUUAUUUGAUUUUACAAGGAAGAAGGGAGCGGAAAGAGAAGCGCCACCACUGAGAACCCUGCAACCGUGUGCGACUUUCAGACCGACACCUCCGCCAUUAGACAGGAUUCAUACUGAAACCUCAUACUUGAAGGGAAGCUACUUGGUCAGGAUUUGGACGUUUUAACAUUUCUCAUCAAGAUCCGAGUUGGUCUUCCCAUUUUGGCGUAGAUUUUUGGUUAAAGUCUUCCAAUGGCAUAUCCUUUCUCAGAUUUCAAGUACUCUGAUGGCCUCACUGUAGUUGGUAUCUCCUUCUGCACAGCUAUUGUUUGUGAGGCUAUCUCUUGGGUUCUUAUCUAUCGGACCAAUUCUUACAAAAAUCUUCGGUCCUCCAUUGACAAGGCCUCCAAGAAACUUGAGACCAUGAAGACAGACAGCAAUAAAAUCAACAUCAAGAAGUCCAAGACCAAAAAGAUUGAUCGUGUUGAGACAAGCCUCAAAGAAUCGAGUCGUGAUCUGUCUCUCUUCAAGUUCAAGUCUGGGGGUGUUGUGGCUCUGGUUCUCUUUGUAGUCUUUGGAUUGCUGAAUUCACUCUUCGAAGGCAAGGUAGUUGCCAAAUUGCCCUUCAAACCUUUUGGGCUUAUUAUGAAGAUGAGCCAUCGAGGAUUGCAGGGUAAUGAUCCCACUGAUUGUUCCAUGGCAUUUCUGUACUUCUUGUGUUCCAUUAGCAUCAGAACAAAUUUGCAGAAGUUCUUGGGUUUUGCACCGCCCAGAGGUGCAAGUGCUGGCCUCUUUCCCAUGCCUGAUCCAAAGACCAGUUGAUUGGGCUUAACCUCUAUCCGAACUUGUUGUCUCUGUUGUUUCUAGGUCGAAGAUAAUAUGAAACUACAUAACUUGAAUAAUUUAUAUUUGAUUUGUUUCUCGUAGGGUGCCAGAAUGAUUUUAAUUGGUAUUAGUGAUACUUAAAACAGUCAACUUUAGUUUUUCGAUGUGAGUUUCUUGAGUUUUUGUUUAUUUUUAGUGCAAUAAAACUCUCUCCAUUUAUGUCACUACAGAAAGGGGAUUUUCUUCAA